AUGAUCCCUGAACGUCCCGGAGCCGGGGAAGCGAGGAGCCGGGUCCGCCAGCAGCACAGCCCGGCAGCAGAACCGAGCCAGAGCCGCAGCGUCGGAGGCUUGUUAUCCCAAAUUAAGAGCAGCAUCAGGAGCGAAUCUUUCACCGAACACUACACUAUCAUCCCCGGUAAAGAGCUGGGAAGGGGGAAGUUCGCCGUGGUCAGAAAGUGCGUGGAGAAAUGUACGGGUCACGAGUACGCAGCAAAGUUCAUGAGGAAGAGGCGGAAAGGCCAGGACUGCCGGAUGGAGAUCAUCCACGAGAUCGCGGUGCUGGAACUGGCCACGGCUAGCUCCCGCGUGGUCAACCUCCACCAGGUGUUUGAGAUGGCCUCUGAGAUGGUGCUGGUCCUGGAGUUUGCGGCCGGAGGCGAGAUCUUCAACCAGUGUGUGUCAGAUCGAGAAGACGAGGCCUUCAGCGAGGAGGACGUGAAGAGGCUUAUGAGGCAGAUCCUUGAGGGAGUCUCUUUCCUGCACCAGAACAACGUAGUCCACCUCGACUUGAAGCCUCAGAACAUCCUGCUGACCAGCAGCUCUCCUCUGGGCGACAUCAAGAUCGUGGACUUUGGUCUGUCCAGGAUGGUCUGCAGCCACCAGGAGCUCAGAGAGAUUAUGGGAACCCCGGAGUAUGUUGCUCCUGAGAUUCUGAAUUAUGAGCCAAUAAGCACAGCAACAGAUAUGUGGAGUAUUGGCGUUUUGGCCUACGUGAUGCUGACAGGAAUCUCUCCGUUCCUGGGCGAGGACAAGCAGGAGACGUUUCUCAACAUCUCCCAGCUCAACGUGAGCUACAACGAGGAGGAGCUGCAGCAGCUGGACCAGGCCGCUCUCUCCUUCAUGCAGACUCUGCUCCGCAAACAGCCACAGUUUCGGGCCACAGCUGAGCAGUGUCUCAAACACCCCUGGCUUCAGCCCUCAGAGACUCAGCAAAGCCAGACACUGGAGGAAAUCCCUCCAGUGGAGCUCCAGGAGGCCUCCAGCACCACCAGCAGCUCUGUCAGCAGCCCCGAGACUCCCAGCAGCACGACCACAGCCGAGGAAGAGGAAGAGGAGGAAGAAGGCUCGGUGACGGAGGAGCUGAUAGUGAUGGCAGCCUACACCCUGGGCCAGUGCCGCCAGUCCUCCACCUCCACCUCGGAGAAGGAGGUGCUGGCAGCCGAGCAGAAGGCCAUCUCCAAACGCUUCAAAUUCGAGGAACCCUUCAGUGCCCUGCAGGAGGUCCCUGGAGAGUUCAUCUACUAA
Scomber japonicus (chub mackerel) is the source of this 1275-nucleotide messenger RNA. RefSeq names its product serine/threonine kinase 17a (gene stk17a). Gene Ontology annotation, biological process: intracellular signal transduction; positive regulation of apoptotic process; protein phosphorylation. Gene Ontology annotation, molecular function: protein serine/threonine kinase activity; ATP binding. Bases 1 to 1275 code for a protein of 424 amino acids. The transcript has 7 exons. Lineage: Eukaryota; Metazoa; Chordata; Actinopteri; Scombriformes; Scombridae. Gene Ontology annotation, cellular component: nucleus. The record is from RefSeq and is a predicted model, not a curated record.